Messenger RNA from Ictalurus punctatus (channel catfish), 6394 nucleotides. Its product is annotated as centromere protein F. Gene Ontology annotation, molecular function: microtubule binding; dynein complex binding. The transcript is spliced from 17 exons. Gene Ontology annotation, biological process: metaphase chromosome alignment; mitotic cell cycle; regulation of G2/M transition of mitotic cell cycle. The record is from RefSeq and is a predicted model, not a curated record. Bases 263 to 5578 code for a protein of 1771 amino acids. NCBI's taxonomy places the organism in Eukaryota, Metazoa, Chordata, Actinopteri, Siluriformes, Ictaluridae. Gene Ontology annotation, cellular component: spindle pole; nucleus; chromosome, centromeric region.
GCGUUGACUAUGCGCGGCACGAGACGCUAUGCGCGCGCAUUGUUCGGUUGUCGGUCCGUUCCGCCAGUUUACAAGAGCGUUAUUUUUUUUUCUGUAGUAAUUCCACAACACAUAUUUACUCUAGAAGUCAUUUAGUAAGAAAUUAAACGUCUGAAAUGGGUUAUGGUCAUCCACAAAUCUCAGUAGAGGCGAACCUGGGAAUGAUCAGCCUGUGCCCCAGUGGAUCUCAGUAAAUGGUUAUUGUCCUGCUGUGCACGUUACGAUGAGCUGGGCUGCGGAGGACUGGACCUCAGGGCUAUCCGGCCUGGUCCUGAAGAAAGUUCAGGAGCUUCAAGUGCAAAACGAGAAGCUGACCCGAGAGAAACAGCAGAGACAGUUCCACCUGGACAACUCUGAAGCAGCACUACACAAACAGAAGCAAAAGUAUGAGGAGGUGCGUGUGGAGCUGGGAGCGGCUCAGAGGGAGCUGGUGGGAGUGCGAGAGCAGGCGCAGGGAGAGGCACGGGUUAGGGAUCGCCUGUCCCAGGAGCUGCAGGCCAAAGUCGCACAGGUGUGCACUCUAGAGGGCCAGCUGGACUCAACAAGAACACUCGUGCAGAACCUCACGCAGGAGGUUAAACGGCUUGAGGCAGAGCUGGAAAAGCUGCAAAAAGAAAGUGUCUCAGGGGAAUCCAUGUUGUUUUCCACACCCUGCUGGAACAUGAACUCACCCUGGGACCAAAGUGGUAAGAAUAGUCUCAGAGGAGAGGACGUCAGCCAAGCCCGACAACAGCUACUGUUUGGAGAUUGCACCAAGCCCUCAGUGGGUAGUGUUUCAUCUCCGUUCCCUCAGCAAACACACAGAACGCCACCCCUCCGGCACAAAAUCAACCAAUCCGAGACUCGACCCCCUUCCUCUGUGUUUCCGUGGGAACGGGAUGCCACAAGGUCCACUCCCAGGGGCAAACCGGCAUCCACUCUCACAUCCUCCUCCUUCACUUACAGUGACGUCGUCACUGACACAGGCGCAAGAGAUGAUGGGAUUGAGGAAGCACUGAGGAAAGAGAUAGAUGGGUUGCGUGUACGCGUCUCUGGAUUUCAGCAGGAGCUGCAACUGGAAAAAGAGCGCUGCAGGGAGUCCGAGUCUCGUCUUGCUCAAGCUCAGAAAGAGCUCAACUUGAACGAGCAGAAUCUGACGCGCUCCAGAGACGAGUUGGCCCGUGCACGCACACGCAUCACGCAGGAGGAGGACAAGGUUCAGGCAGCCGAACAGCGGGUGAAGCAGCUACAGGAGGAGCUGAAGUGUCAGAGGCAGAACGCAGAGACCAGCCGCUGCAAUGCGGAGCAACGCAGGAAAGACAUGGAGAGAGAGCACCAGAGAGAGUUGUUGGAGCUGCAGAGAGAGAGGCAGUCUAUGGAGAAGCAGCACCAACAGGAGACUAACAGACUCAACCAAGAGAUCCAGCAAGCCAGGACAGAACACAAUACACUACAGUCACAAUACGAUAAACUGGCUCUGCAGAAGCAGGCUGUAGAGAGGGACCUGGAGGGAGUGCAGGGCAAGCUGAAGAACACACAAAGUGAUCUAACAGAGAGCCAAAAGCAAGAGGCUCUCACACAGGCAAAACUCACGGAGUCACUGAAGGAAAACGAGGGAUUGAGCGUGUCACUGGAACAGUUGAAGAAGAGAGAGAAAAGCCUGGAGGCAGAGGUGAAAAGACUUACUGAGGAGUUAGCUGAAGCACUGAAACUCAUUAAAGAGUUGCAGGCCCAACUUGCAGCUCCUCCUCCACAAGUGGUCUCCCAUCCUGUUGCUGGUGACAAUUUCAGUCCUGUUCUGUCCACUUAUCCCAGUUACUCUCCACCUCGACAGCACUCAUCCCAGAGAAAGAGAACGCUAAAAAAUGAGAGACCAAAAAUAUCGGAUAGGCCAGGGCCUUUAGCCUGUCCUUCUGAGAGAGAACCUGGUGAGGGGAUUGACUCUGAGCACAUCAGCGAGUUUGGCUCUGAGGACUCACCCCCAUUGAGCAUCAGUAUACAAGAAGGGAAUCUGUGUGGAGCACAACGGUCUAGUGAGGCAGAGAUGGAGAGCUCCAUUACUGAACAAGACACAGGGAUAGAAGAUACAGACACCGACUCGUGCAUGUCUGAUUCAAUCAAUGAGCGCAUCUUUAAAGAUGAUAUCCACUGUGACUCAGGAAACCAAAAGUCGAGCUCUUUAAAUCAGGGACAGAAACGGGACUCAUCUUAUAUUGUUGAAUUAAAGAAAGAGAAUUCAGCUCUCCGGGAUGAGCUCAGGGACAUUAAACGGGAGUUAGAUCAGCGUCUGGAUGACCUUGAGACUCAAAGGCAGGCAGAAGCUGAGGCCAGGACCAAACUGAAGCAACUAAGCAAAAAGCACUCAAGCCAGGCCGAGCAGCAUCGCACAAAAGCCCAGGAGCUUAAAGAGAAAGGAAGCAAACUGGAGGCACAGCUGGAACAAGAGAGGAAGGAGAGUGCAAGAUUAAGGGAAGUGGUAACUACUUUGGAGAAGGAGGCUGAAAAAAGACAGGAGGAAGGUGAGAGAAAAGAGGAAGAAACCAAAGAGGAGACCAUCAAACUUAAAGAAGCCUUGGCUCAGAUGGAAAGAAAGGAGGAACUUCUUGAAAAAGAGGGGGAGAAAAUGCGCAAGGAACUAGAGGUGCUUCAGUCUGAGCUUUUUCAGGAACGUGAGGAGAGAGAAAGGGAGCUAGAGGAGGAGAAGAAACUACGCAAAACCUACGAAGUGGAAGGAGUAAAGAUUGCAGAACUUCAAGCAGAGUUGGACUGGCUACAAAGUUCUUCCACAGUGGAGGACAAAAAUGUAAACACCAGCAUGCCUUUAACCUAUCUGCAGCUUGGAAACCAACCAAACACCACAAACGAUGUUACAGCAUUAGAAAAUGAGGUUUUCUUCUGUGAGUCGGUGAACCUUCCGAGUACCAUGUUCUCCAAGGAACCAAAAAAAGCCCUGAUUACAGAAUGUGGAACUGGGAUAAAAGCUGGGGAGCACUCUCCAUUAGAACAGGACACUACUUCAACUGGAAAUCUGGAGGAUCAUACAAAGAGCACAAAAGGCGUAAACUUGGAUGACACUACCGUUUUGGUACUGGAGGUGGAACGUAUGCGAGUACAGAGAGAUAGGGAAGCAGAAAGGGCGAAAAAGUCACAGAAAAUGUUGGAGGCUCUUCAGAACCAGGUGACGAGUCAGACCCAGCAGCUAACUCUAGCAUUUGAAAAUCAGAGCAAGCACAUUGAAGACCUUUUAAGGGAACUACAGCAAAGAGACAGUGCCCUCCAGAGGCAAGGAGAGGAACUACAGAGCUGUCUAAAAGAGCUUGCCUCACUCAAGGUGGAUAAAGAGAGAGUUACCAGCAUGACCUCAAGCUCUAAGAAGUCUGCUGAAGUUUCUGCAGAGCCAUCUUGUGAUUUUGCGAUUAACACUACUACUUCAAAUACCCAUGAAGAGUCUGAACAAGAAUCUUAUAACACUGUGAAAAAUAAACCACUACAGUCUGAUCACCAGUCCUUUAAAAAUUUAGAAGUUGGAGAGGAUCCGCCUGGCAAUGUCUCUGCUGCUUCAGAUAAGACAAAUAUGGGUCAGGUGACCUUAGCCACCAAGGAACAUGUAACAUUAACAUCCUCAGAUGUUUAUGGAAAAGAUUCUGACCACUAUAAUGACAACACUACUGCAGAGGAGCUACCAGAACUACUGACUACUGCUCAGCAAGACAAUCGUCAUGCGAUUGAGACUAAUGCAGAGAAUGCACAGAGCGCUGUUGUAUCUAGUUUCACAGAGACAAAAGAACUACCAGAAACUUUACAAAAGCUUCUGGAACAUUCCACAGUUAACACAACCACCAUAAAGAUGGUAAUAAACAGAUUGCAUGAAGAACAGAAUGAGCUGUCUUCGUUAAAGGCCAAACAUGACCAACUGACUUUGCAGCUGCAGGAAGUGUCAAGGCAGGAUUUCCUGUCCCUCAAGCAAGAGCUUGAACAGCUGAAAUUAAAAUUGAAGCAAAUCGAUAAUGAACCAGGUUUAUCGGAAAUAGAUUUAAAACAAGACAAGUCUAAUCGUUUGACAAACGCAGAAGAAGAGAGUGUGUCAGUCGCAGAUGUGGAGGAGAAGGUUGUAAUUGGUGGGAGUUUUGAAGACAACUGGAAAAAAUGUGAAGAUGAACAUGAGGAGAAUGAAAAUGAGACCUGCACCUCAGCACGGAUUCACUCUCUUCAUGAACAGCUGCAAGCCCUGCGGUGUGAGCUUCAGCUCCUUUCUGAGAAGAACAGACACCAAGCUGAAGAGCUCCAGCUUUGGAGACUGUCUGCCAUGACCCCUGAGGAGACACUGGAUCAGGAAUGCAACCGCAGCCCUAUAGUUGUAAUGCGAGAGGAACGACUAGUCCUCUCAUGCAGCCCCACUAUGCUACACUCCCAGAACAUACAGAGCAGAAGCAUGGUGCAGUUUGGAGGUCUUUCCCAGCCCAUAGGUUAUUGUGAACCUCUUACUACAGACCACCAAAGAGCUUAUCAGACCUCAUCAGGAAAGAGCACAGAGGACUUGCCAUUAAUUCUUCAGGCAAUGGAACUGAUUGCUGAUGACAAUAGUGCGAUAAAUGACGUAAAUGAUCACCUAAAAAUGGAGCUCGAACCCCCGAAUGGCAAGAGUGCAUCUGCGGACUUGUCCUCCGAAAUGGAAAACUCUGAUCACAGGCAUGAUUUUGCUCAUCAGAUCAAACAAACAGGACUGAGCGAGGAUCAGCAACCUGGACACCAGCCUUGUGAAAUCGCUUUCCGACCAGAAAGCAGAGAGGAUGGUUUAACAGAAAAGGGAAUAAAGACCAAACUAAUAGGUCCCAAGCUCCAUACGGAAUCAGCAGAGGGGAAAGGUUCUGAUGUGUCUAGUCUGAGGCAUGAUGAGGUAGUGACUGCCACACAAAGUGAUCAGUCUCAUAGAAACAGGACAAAGCAAAAAAACGAACACUCUCCAGUUCUGGACAGUCAGACUUCUAUCUCUGUCCAAAAAGAGGAUAAUGCUGUAGACCAGCAACAAAUAUCAGAGAUCACUGGGUUCACCAGUAGUAUAGACAAAGCAGGUACUAAAGAAGUGAAGAGUGUGUGCACUCAGACAGAAGAGUAUAACAGAGAGGAAGUUGAGGACUUUGGAAGCCCCAAGCAGAGACCAGUUGUCCUCCAUACCAGCACCCAGACCCAUGAUGAACAGGCUAUGCAGAGUGAGGAGGAGAAACAGAAUGAUGAGUACACUGAAUCGCCUCCGCUCUCUUCUGCCCCUGCAGCUGAGACCAAAAAGCUAAUAUUUUCCGGCUCGUUCCCGAUCCCAGCCGAUCCAGUUCACCUUGCCGAGCGAAUUAGGCGCAGCCGUAGUCGCAUGUCUGCAGCAUAUGAUGACACGGAGUAUGAACCCUACGGCCUGCCUGAGGUCGUAAUGAAAGGUUUUGCUGAUAUUCCCAGUGGUCCUGCUUGUCCAUAUGUUUUGCGCAGGGGGCUUCUGGGAACAGAUGCUUUACCCAUCUCCCUCAGAGAGCCGCCACUCACAGAGGCUGAGGAGGAAAUUGACCCAUAGCAAUCUCAAACAGUGUGUUCCAGGGAAGAUUUAAAGCUGCCUGUUUCAUCCUGAAUAUAAGUGGUCUCUACUCUUUAAAUGGAACUCUCGUACUCAUUUUUGCCAAUUUCAGCCUUCUGGAGCACAAUCGUGUUCUCUCAGAUUGUGUUGCAUCAUUCUCACUAUCUGAAAAAUUCCUUUGGAGCAGAUAUGUUUACAUUGUUUUGUGAUGCAUGCUAACUUUCAUUUUGAAACACACAAACUUUUUGAACAUCUUUGUUCAUAUUUUUAUUUCUUUUUUUGCACUGCCCUAGAUUAUUGAUUGUUGUGAAUGUGGUACGUUAAAGGCCUGAGGAACGUGUGUGUGUGUGUGUGGGGGCAAACGUAUGACUCAGACCAACCUGAGCCUGUUUCCGCUCCAUGUAUGGUGAUCUGUGAAGUGUGCGCACACACACACACACACACACACACACACACACACACACUGUGCAGUGCUUGGUUUAUCUUAGUUCAGCUAGACAUUUGUACAAGUCCUUUCGUAUAAGAAAGGUUUAGAAUUGUAAUUUUUAAAAAUGAAAUUAAUAUAUUUAAAUGAUAUUUGUUUUAGGUUUUGUAAGAUAAAUUUUUGUUUUAUAUGCUACGUGAACAAAGAGCAUUUGUAAUGCUGAGUGCUUGUAUUGAUAAAGUAGUUUAGUUUACUUGGGACAUUUUGAAGGAGAUGACUUACUAAUGUGUACACUUUGUUUGAAGGACUUGUUACUUGUUUUGAGUUGGAGUUUCUCCCCCACCAGUGAUUUGAGUUUUUGGUCUAUUAAAGUUUAAAAUAUGGCCUUAAAA